Cherax quadricarinatus is the source of this 3261-nucleotide messenger RNA. RefSeq names its product mitochondrial calcium uniporter (gene MCU). NCBI's taxonomy places the organism in Eukaryota, Metazoa, Arthropoda, Malacostraca, Decapoda, Parastacidae. The record is from RefSeq and is a predicted model, not a curated record. Gene Ontology annotation, molecular function: calcium channel activity; uniporter activity. Gene Ontology annotation, cellular component: uniplex complex; mitochondrial inner membrane. Gene Ontology annotation, biological process: mitochondrial calcium ion homeostasis; calcium import into the mitochondrion.
GCCAGCUGCAGUCUCUUCCUGGCUGUGGCAGUGAGAGGUUACGCGCGCCGCCCCGCCGCUCAGGUCUUGUUGCCACCCCUUUCCUACCACUUCUACUAACUACCACCACACCCACACUACUAAUACUUAACCCUCCUUCCCCUCGGGACAUGCCUACCACCCUCUACACGCUUAGCGAUUGUUUGCUGCACACCAAACAUCACUUGUUAAGCCAAUGACAGCCACUGUUCCGAGGACGACCUCUUAAGUGAUAGCUGCUGGACUUUAUUGGCGUUGCUAAGUGCUCCUUUACUACCUCUUAAUAUUGACGCUAUCAGUUCUUCCUCUACAACUAACAACGAAUCCAAACGAAUCCGCACGAAUCCGCUUGUCAGUGUUAACCGUAGGAUAAGGAUCUAGCUGUGAAGUGUUACUAGUGAAUAAAUAUAUGUAAUUUGGUUAAGAAAAUACGGUUCAUAUAUAAGUAUCCUUUAACAGUGAAACGUGACAGGAAGGAUCAGGUGUGUGUCUUGGGGCAGAGUUUAGCCAUCCUGCGGUGAUCCAAGCAGGAUUUACCACCCAUUUUAGUCUAGCCGUCACUGUUAUCAUUGGCAACUGGCCUAAGUCGCAGGCUAACAGUGAGUGGAAACAGAAAAGCUAAAGUUCAACAGGGGUUCUCGGCCUGUACAAAGCUAAAGCCGCUGGGUUUUGUUUUCGGCCGACGAUGGAGUGUGGAGCUGUAUUUCGUCUGCUAGGACGAGGCCGGGCCAGAGGACCUCUGUGUUCCCUUGUGCUGACGCCGGUGAUAUCCAGGACCUCCAACACCUUAACUCAGCUGCCUCUUCCCGUCACUGCCGCUCUCCCGUGUGCCUCCGUCAGCAGAAGAUGGUGCUCCUCCUCCUCCUCCACCUCCUCCGGCGACGUCUCCACGCAAGGUGUGACAGUAGCAGUGUGCAAUGGCCUGCCGCAGCUGACAGUGCCGCUGCCCUCCAGGAGAGACCUGUGUCGCUUCACAUUGCGGCCCGUGACCCACACGGUCCAGGACCUGGUGCACCAACUCACCCACGAGGACCACGGCAUUGACAGGGUCGUCCUUAAAACCACAGAUGGAGUGAGAAUCUCCUCCUCAGACAGCAUCGAAUCUCUUCUCAUGAGCAACUUUGACCUCAUCAUCAACGACGUCUCAUACCGGGUGGUGGUGCCUGAGGAACAGAAGCUUACCUUGGAAGAGCUAAGUGAUAUGGGAGAUGUCCGCCAGUUGGUGAAUAAACUCUAUAUGGCUCUUAAUGUGGACCAACACCAAGUGAUGAAGGAGAGGGACAUUCUGGCACAGAUUGAAGAUUUGAAGUCAAAAUUGGCACCACUAGAAAAGCAACGGGAUUCCUUGGUUGCAGCUGCUGAGAGACGAACAACUGUUCUUGCUUGGGCUGGAUUGGGGUAUAUGGCACUCCAGUUUGGAUUUCUUGCAAGACUGACAUGGUGGGAAUAUUCCUGGGAUAUUAUGGAGCCUGUCACAUAUUUUGUUACUUAUGGUACAGCUAUAGGAGCAUAUGCCUAUUAUGUUGUCACAAAACAGGACUUUGUUUUGCCGGAGGUACGAGACCGACAAUUCCUCCUCUGUUUUCACAAGAAAGCCAAGAAGCUGGGAAUGAAUGUUGAAAAGUACAACCUCCUCAAGAAUCGAUUGGCCGAAUUACAGAGUGAUUUGCAAAGGCUACGUGAUCCUCUGGCCCUCAACCUACCUCAUUCAGCCCUUAAGGAGCAACCUACUACACAAGCACCUCUUGCUAAAGCCCAGCAGACCAUCAAAAAUUUGUUGGGUAUUAAGGAAGAUAAGUAGCUUUUAUAAUAUGUUAAUCUAGUAAUAUCAGUGGAUACACAGAUUUUACAAAUAGAUUUUAGCAUUUAAGAUGGACAAGUUAAAAGAUGUCCUAGUCCACACAGUUGCUCAGCUAAGUCUCAGCAAUAUGGUACUUCAAAGAGAAAGGGUGAACGAGAAAAGCAAACUGCCAGUUUUGAUAUUAAGUAUAUGGUUAGGAAGUACUUGCAUUAGCUUUAUUGACCAAGAUAAAGGAAGAUUCAAUAAAAGAGACCUUGAUAAAAGAUUCCCUGCAUGUUAUUUUACAAGAGCAACAGUACUUUUUAUUAUAAUAAAGAAUAUAUUAUACUUAAAAUUUAAAUUUCAGUAUCAAAUCCAGAUAUAAAGAAUUCUAAUUUAUCAGAAAAAAAAACUGAUAUGCCUUUCAGAACUAGUGCUGUUCAGGAACUGCGACUUGCACGUGGAAUAAUUUUUAAUACAGCAUGAAUACUUGCCAUGACUAUUAAUGCCUGGGAAAACUGUCUUUAGCAUAUUCAAGUAAAUUAUGAUGUUUAGACUUAAAAUAAAUUACAUAUAAGUACUAGUUCCACUAUAAGCAAAAAGAUGUACAUGAUCUAAACACUGAAUUUUAAGUAUAAAAUGUGUUCAGGGUAGGGAUUCAAGUUACUUAAAAUAUACUAAACAGUAUAAUUUGUUAAUAGAGUAUGCCAAUUUUGACAGCAUUAAAUAAAUUUUGACGAAAGAAAAGCAAUACAAUCAAAAGUCAAAAACAGUGAAGUGAGCCAUACUUUUAUACAGGAAUGUACGACUUUGUGGUAAACACCAGUAUUAAAUAAUAGCACGAGUAUGCUCAGCAAAGGAUUUAAUUGUUAUGCUCUUAAUCGAUUGAGAAGAGUUGUGGUUAACUUUUGAAAAGAAAAAAAGAGAAUAAAUAAUUCAUGGCCUUUCUAUAGAAUUAGCUCUCACCAUAAAUAUUCAUAUUUUCAUAUUUUAUAUGAAGCCUUAAAUCUGGUUUCUUUAUGAAAUAAAGAAAUUUAUCAAAAAAACACAAAUUGACUGAAUUAACCAGUUUCAUACAUUGUGUGUAUAUAUAAAUUAACAAUUAAGAUAUACAUAUAUAUAUAACUUUAAUUAUUUAAUUACACACACACACACACACACACACACACACCACACACACACACACACACACACACACACACACACACACACACACACACACACACACACACACCACACACACACCACACACACACACCACACACACACACCACACACACACACCACACACACACACCACACACACACACCACACACACACACCCCCCACACACACACACACACACACACACCACACACACACACCACACACACACACCACACACACACACCACACACACACACCACACACACACACCACACACACACACACACACCACACACACACACACACACACACCACA